GUUUUUUCUAAUCACAUGUUUGAUUGCCCAGAAAAUUAGUCGCGCCCCAAUAGAAAAAAUAGCUUUAGUUUUCUGAAUUUUUGUAUUUAAUUGACUCAAAACUGGAAAAAUUAUUGGUAAUCGUACUUGAUAUCAUGUUGCAGUGGAUUCAAACACUAGAGAUGGGGUAGCUGACAGCACUGACGAAGGAGUCAUGGUUGAUUUGGAGGGAGGUGAUGUUCUUGAACCAUCUGUGGGUAUGGAAUUUGAAUCUGAAGAGUCUGCCAGGCAAUUUUAUGUAGGAUAUGCCAGAAGGGUGGGAUUUGUGGUGCGUACUAUGCAACGCCGUCGAUCGGACAUUGAUGGGAAAACUCUUGCUCGGCGACUUGGAUGUAACAAGCAGGGGUUUUCUCCUAAUUAUAAGUGCACAAUUGGACCAGAUCAGAAGCCACGGCCUAGUGCACGAGAAGGCUGCAAGGCAACAAUUUUAGUGAAGAUGGAGAAGUCUGGAAAAUGGGUUGUUACGAGAUUUGAGAAGGAUCAUAAUCAUCCUUUGGUUGUGACUGCCCAUGGCUUUACAACUCCAGGUGACAAGGAUAAAAAAAUUGAAGAACUUACUCGGCAGUUGAAGAUUCAAGACCAGUUAUGUGCAUCUUAUCGAGAAAGACUACUUAAGCUUCUGUCUGAUGUUGAGGAGCAAACUGAACAAUUGUCUUCAAAGGUUCAAGUAAUUGUUGAUAAUGUGAGAAAAGUUGAAGCUGAAGUACAACAUCUUUCAUGCCAUCAAUAGCCUCAGCGUUUAAAGCAAGCUGUCUGUCAUGUGCAUGUAAGAUCUGUAUAUAAUUUAAGUUCAAUUUCAAGAUUUCUUCUUCUGUACAGUAUUUGCUCUUUAAAUUUCUUUUUAUUUGAUACAGCAUUUGAUCUUUAUAUCUG
This is a messenger RNA of Ilex paraguariensis (yerba mate), 912 nucleotides long. NCBI's taxonomy places the organism in Eukaryota, Viridiplantae, Streptophyta, Magnoliopsida, Aquifoliales, Aquifoliaceae. The record is from the annotation of a GenBank genome assembly.